Messenger RNA from Trematosphaeria pertusa, 685 nucleotides. RefSeq lists its product as uncharacterized. The coding region runs from base 223 to 618 and encodes 131 amino acids. Lineage: Eukaryota; Fungi; Ascomycota; Dothideomycetes; Pleosporales; Trematosphaeriaceae. The record is from RefSeq and is a predicted model, not a curated record. The transcript has a single exon.
CAUUGACCAUUGCUAGAGGCAGACGACGUGCAUGUCUCCGAACGAUCCCCUUCGAUACGAUCGUGAUCCCCCCAGACCUCGACCGACCUCGACCAUCGACUGUGCCACUAAACUCGCAACCGCCACGAUCCGCGGCUAGACUGGGAAAUGCGGCGCAGGCUCUAUGCGGCGCCUCGACUUGAUGAAUAGUAACUUGGGCCAUAUGCUCGCACCUGGGAGCGGAUGGUUGCAUGCCAGGCUCACACUCUGCAGCAGCAAGAUAUUCCGAGAAGAGCGUCGAGCUGUCCCUGGCUAGCCGUGGUGCUGCUUCCCGGCACUCUCGCGCUGCAGCCAGUGGACGUCGCGGGCCGGGGUGGUGGCAGAGGGGCGCGAUGGAUGGGGGCGCGCCGCAGGUAUUGGCCGCACUUCAGGCUCAUUGAGCAUGCGUUGUCAGCAUAUCGAUCCACCGGCGUGGGUGAUUCUGCAGCGUCCCGAAAUGAAAGGGACCUUUGUGUAUCGUCGCCUGCUCAGGGCCGCCCACGCAGCGCACUGGAGCGGCCUGCGCUGUACGAAAGCAGCGCGCCGCUCUGUUCUGACGUGUGGUGGGACUGUCGCUCUGCCACGGCGCGGAUUGAAUAGCAAAGCGGCCGGCCUGGAGUGUUUCUGGCUGUUAUGAGAGGAAUUCCUGUCAGGCGCGCUAGAUUCG